CAGAGCUCCUUGUCGACGGUGAGUUGGGGCGUUGUAUGACUAGCGUUGCCCGCGGUCCAGCGGAAGCACCUCGUGUCGUUGCGAGUGAUAGUUACAAUACACAUUCCGUCGCCCGCGGCCGGGCGUGCGGGUGAUUUGCGUGUGCGGGUGUUCCGUGUGCGGAGAAGCAGCUCUCGCGCCCGUGCGAGGGGCAGUCGCUCGCCGGCGUCUGUGGUGUGAAGUGCCGCCUUGGGAGGGGUCUCGCCUGCUCCUUCGCGGGCCGUCUUCGCCGCCGGGCUUCGUACCUCAAACGGUGUUCACCGUGUUCGCCAUGAUCGAUUGGGUCUCCAUCGUGCGCCACUCGCGGCGCAGAUUUUCCAACUACAUGUACGCGGUGCCCAGCAAAGUGCGCAAGAGGCGUCGCCACCAACAGAAACGUUUCGACAGCAGCGUGGGCAGCCGCAGCAGCGUGGGCGACGCCCUCGCCGCCACCUCGGGCACGUCGGGCACGUCGUCGUCGCGCACGG
Messenger RNA from Gryllus bimaculatus (two-spotted cricket), 506 nucleotides. The record is from the annotation of a GenBank genome assembly. NCBI's taxonomy places the organism in Eukaryota, Metazoa, Arthropoda, Insecta, Orthoptera, Gryllidae.